AUGCUGCAACCCUACGACUCAACCAAGAUCCAGUCUUGCCUCUCCGACCAGCGACUCAUAUUCUUCGGUGGUGCAAAAGCUUCCCAGAUAUUCUGGACUGUUGGGGGGAAAAUGGACCGCCAUGAAACUCAAAGUACCAGCCAGAGCCCUGAAACCAAUAUCACAGGUGCUACAAUUUUCAGCUCGGACGGCGCAGAGAUCAUUCAUGUCUGGGACUCUGCCUUCAACUCAACCCGCCAUGCCCUUGUGGGCGUCAGGCCAACAGGAAAGAACGAGGCUCAUGCAGACCACCCGUGGAUGAUCGACGAUGUUCACUUCUUUUUCACCGAGGAUGGUGUCCAUCUCACUGAUGAGGCUGCACCACUCCAUGCCGACAUCGUGUUGAAUUACUUCUGCAACAAGCUUCUCGGCGUGCCGUCCAAAAGUUCUCAAGCAUACUGUUGUGCCCCUUAUGUCGGUCCAAAUGCUGUGCAGAAGAUGCUGCUUUUCGUGGCUUCGUGUGCGAUCGUAUAUCACCUCUUGUCAUUCUUCGGAUGGGGCAAGCAUGUCACCAGCCAUGAAAGAAAUUGGUUCUCCUUCUCGGACGCACCCAGAGUCGGUGGCGCGGUGGCGACAGUCUCGCUUGCCGUGCUGUACUGCUUCACGGCGGAUCGUACUGCCUUGUUCGAGAAAGCUCCGAAAGCGGUUGAUCUGGGCAAAUUCGUCUGCGGGAUUGGCUUCGCACUGCUCGCAGGCCUGGCUACCCUCAAGCAAAAUCGGACCCAGCAUGAGCCAGCCGAUGAAAACAUGACCAUGCUACCAGAACACCGCCAAGCGCUUUCGAGGCAGCAGACAGAGGAGUGGAAAGGCUGGAUGCAGAUCGUCAUCCUGUUGUACCACUACUUUGGCUUGUCGAAAGUCCUCUGGGUCUAUCAGUUUGUCCGGCUGUUGGUCUCUUCUUACCUCUUCAUGACGGGAUUUGGCCACACCACCUAUUUCAUCACCACGAACGACUUCUCAUUCCGCAGAGUGGCGACUGUCUUGUUGAGGACUAAUUUGCUCAACGUCAUUCUCGCAUUCGUGAUGGGGACUCGGUACGAUCUGUACUAUUUCCCAAUGUUGACCAGCUUGUGGUUUCUCAUUGUCUGGGCAACAGUCCCUAGAACUGCAACAUCUGGAGUGGACAUGCAUCGAUUUAUCCGCCGGGUUGCCAUAUCUGUGACGUUGGUCAGACUCACCCUAGGGGCUAGCAAUAUCAUCGAACCGUUCAUCGCCGCGCUCAACAAUACAGGCUUGGGACUUCCGGAAAUAGACGGACGGGAGCUUUUCUUCAGAUUUGGCCUCGACGCGUACAUUGCCUUCAUUGGCAUGAUCGCAGCCGUUCUUUAUGCAGAGCAAGACAAUUGCUACAGCCUCCUAUCCCAUAAAACUGCGGCGGUAUCCUUCCUCUGGGCGCAGCUGACUUCGAGAUUGACAGCAUGGGGUGCCGCGUUCGUCAUUUUAGCAUACUCGAUAUUCUGCGCCUGUUUCCCAGACAAGUUUCGUUACAACGCAUGGCAUCCAUUUCUCUCACCGUUGCCGGUGCUGGCUUUCAUUGUCCUCAGAAAUUCGACACGCAAAUUGUCGGCCUCUCACAGUCGACUCUUUGCAUGGUUUGGCCGAUGCUCUCUGGAGACCUUUGUCUAUCAAUAUCAUAUACUGCUCGCUGCCGACUCUCGAGGCGUACUUCGCCCAAGGCUAGUCUGCAAAUUCGUCGGUCGACAGACCUGCCGAGACGUCUUUGACGUUCUGGAAACUGCAAUUGUGGUUGCCGUGUUUCUUUGGAUGAGCGCUGCUACGACGAAUGCCCUGUCCACACUCACCAAAAGCCUUGCUGGCCUCGGUCCUAAGGUGCUGUUCACAUUUAUUGGCCUAUGGAUACUCAACCUGACGUGGGACUCCUCGGCCGCUAGAACCGCACAAUACUAG
This is a messenger RNA of Fonsecaea erecta, 1947 nucleotides long. RefSeq lists its product as hypothetical. The transcript has a single exon. Lineage: Eukaryota; Fungi; Ascomycota; Eurotiomycetes; Chaetothyriales; Herpotrichiellaceae. The record is from RefSeq and is a predicted model, not a curated record. Bases 1 to 1947 code for a protein of 648 amino acids.